ACGUGGGAAAAUAACGUCUCGCUAGACCAAUCACAGGGCUCGUAAGAGGCGGUAAAAACAAGCACGGUGAUAAGCCUUUCAUGACAAAAAGUCGGCAUUUCUAAUGAAAAGUGGGGAAGGUUUUUGUCGUAUUUGACGACAUGUAGGACAAAAAUAUCAUGUCUGCCUCCUGUUUCCCGUUCGAACAAACGAUAGUGGCCCCGCCACGUGGAGUGACCGAGCAGGAACGGCGUAUGAUAGCGGCUGCAUUCCAUGAAUAUGAUGCUGGACAGAAAGGAUAUCUGAACAGAGAAGAUGUCAAAGUUGCCACAGUUUCCUUAUUUGGAUACAAGCCCUCAAAGUUUGAAGUGGACCAAGUCUUUAAGAAUGCUACAGAAGUGAAUGGUGAACAUGUACUGGAACUAGACCCCUUCAUCAAGGUGAUGUCUUCCAAGAUGGUGGCACAAGACAAGGAUGAAGAAAUCCGGCAGGUGUUCCUGGCCUUUGACACACACUGCCGUGGGUUCCUGACCUUAGAUGACCUUUUGAGGGCGUGUUCACAGGUGGCCCCCCACAUCCCCAGGCACAGGAUGGAGGCUGCCUUCAGGGAGGUGGACAGUGAUGGGGACAGCAGGGUCAGCUACAGGGACUUUGAAUACAUGAUGAAGUACAGCCUUGAUGACAGGAUGUGAACUCUGACCUCAAGAGCCUACAGUCAUUUCUUAUCGGAAUAUUUGACUUCUCCAACAUUUAAAUCCAGCAGUGGAUCCAAGAAGGUGAUCAAAGAAUACAUGUCCGUUACACAUACACAGGUUUUGGUACAAGUCUGGUACUGUACCUGUACCUGAACAAGUUUUCAGUAUUAGGCCACAGCAAGCGAAUUUUGUGGGUAACAUCCUAUGCAGAGUGCAAAAAUAAUGAGAUAGCACAAAAAAAACAAUGUAAUUAAUAAGCGUGCUGAUGUCAUCCAUAAAAUUUACUUGCUGUGGCCUUAGGUAAAGCCCUGAAACUGAAAUACUAACAAUGUUUGACAAGAUUAUAUAUUUCAUAUAAUUUAUAUACACGAGUAUCAAAAUGCAAUCCUCUGUUCAUGUGGCAGUGUUAAACAUGCUUGUAGUAUACAUGUGCCUAAUUAACCUACAACAUUCCAGAAAUAACUUAUUGUCUUCAACAAAGAACUAUUAUUUUUUUACAUAAUUGCAUUGCUGUUUGGCCUUGGCUUAAAUGGUCACUUAAAUGGUACCAAGGACAUUCUGAAGGCUGGAAAAUGGGCAAUUUGACCCUAUCAAGGUGACUACCUACCUUCAAAAACCUUUUUUGUUACCCUUGACUGAUCUGACUUGUAUUACCGGGUAUCUGCUAGGGGAUUUACACGUAUACCUGAUGAUAUCUGAAUGGAGAUUAAUAGUAAGUUUAUAAGUUUUCAAAAGUCUUGUACAAACUCAUUUUACAGAAAAGAUGUAAAUAUUGUACAUAAUCCUCAGGAGUAAAAGUGUUCAAUAAGCAAAACUAAGUUGUAUGCAUGUUUUUUUUUAAUGUGUACUAAAAGGAGAAAUGUAGGAAUCUUUAUAAAUCUUGACAUCAGCACUGGGCCCGUUAGCGACUUUAAUUUCCGAAAUACUUUCACCAACAGUUGCAAACACAUCCGUUCUCGGCCUCACUCUAAAAUAAGGUGUGCUACUCAAAUAUUGGGCUCAGUAACACAGUAUAAAUACUUAAUCAAUAUCCAGCAGAUUUCAAAUCCUUGUUGUUCAUUUUUUUUCCAGACGACACGCUUUUGAAAAUCAGUGGACGAGUGAUGAAAAAUCAGAGCUGACUGUGUGUUUAGUUCUGUUCAUCAUGCUUUGAAAUCUACAAACUAAAGACAUUGUUAAAAUGUUUGACAGUUUAACUGGUAAAAAUAAAAUGUAUCUGACUUUUGGCAGAGCUGAUCAGAAGUUAACCCGCAUACCUUGGGUCGCAGCUCAAUUGUCCUUCUCUCUCACUAAACGUUACUGAUUUUCAAAAGGGCGUCGCCAGCAAAGUAAUGAUCACAAUGAUUUGAAUUUUGGUACAUGUUCAUAAAAGGCUUUAUACUUAACUAUGCCCCAAAAGGUGAGUUGUUCAGUCACAUUAUUUCUGGGUUGGUCCCAGAACUUCCGGAUCACCCUUUGUACAUGUGACUAUGUAUGCUUCACACAUUCGUUCACAAUAGCGGAUGCGCCAUAACAAAACAACACACACGUCAUGAGGCCUUGUAUGUUACGUGCGAUGACAUCAGAAGUGCACGGCCCAAGGUCCCUCUGCUGGUAAUUAGAGGGUUUGUAUUGUGCUGAAGGAUUAUGUGCCAGACAAGGGUUCGGUAGGCCCACCGGCUAGGAUACUGUAAAUACAGUUAUGUUCGCGGGUAUUUACUUUCGUGGUAGCAGGAAAAUGGAGUUUUUGCUGUGGUUUUAAGUUGGCGUUAUAACUUAUAGUGCCAUACACUGCAGUCUCAUACUAAAAUGGAUAAAUGUUUGCGGCACUUUUAAGUGGUCACCGCAAGAAACGCAAACGAAAAGCCACCUCAAACAUUUCUGUAACCAUUCAAUUACAAGAUUUUGUCAGGGUAGCAAACCUUUUGAAAUAAAGUAUUUUUAGUGUACCAGUU
Branchiostoma floridae (Florida lancelet) is the source of this 2608-nucleotide messenger RNA. RefSeq names its product EF-hand calcium-binding domain-containing protein 11-like. NCBI's taxonomy places the organism in Eukaryota, Metazoa, Chordata, Leptocardii, Amphioxiformes, Branchiostomatidae. Bases 159 to 671 code for a protein of 170 amino acids. Gene Ontology annotation, molecular function: calcium ion binding. The record is from RefSeq and is a predicted model, not a curated record. The transcript is spliced from 6 exons.